Molecule: messenger RNA, 1164 nt
Organism: Durusdinium trenchii
Lineage: Eukaryota; Dinophyceae; Suessiales; Symbiodiniaceae
Source: the annotation of a GenBank genome assembly
AGCUGUUUGGCCUCAAACAGCUUCACCAAAAUACACGGAUCCGGAACCGGACGGGCCCUCGGCCUGUCGGAGGGGUCCAACGGUCUUUCAGAAACCAUGAGCAAGAUGUACUAUCAUGAGCAGUGUGAUGAGAUGCUUGAGGACGGUCUGACGACCAUCAUGUUGCGCCGGGUACCACCUGAGAUGACCAUGGCUUCCUUGCUGGCUUUCCUCGAUGGGUUCGCCGCCGGCAAGUACGACUUUGUGUAUCUUCCCUUCGAUCGGCGGAAGGAGAUGAAUAUCGCCUUGGCCUUCGUCAACUUUGUAGACCCUCCCAGCGCGAGGAUGGCCUUCACACUCCUGGUGUCCGGAGUCUUUGAGUCCAUGUCCAACGUGCGGGUCAGCGCGGCCAACGUCCAGGGCUUUUCAACGAACCUUGCCUACUUCAUCGCUCGGUUUGGGCUGCAAGCGGUCUUGCAGCCAAACGCCCCAGUGGUCCUACAGGCUGGGCAAGUGAUCGACGUCCAACUGGCCAUUGCCAUGCACGUGACACAGGAUUUGUUGAGGGAGGCCCACAAACUGGUUCAAGCAGAACGAAUGGGCCAUGGGCAGGAAGGAAGUGUUCGACGGUCAAAACGCUUCAUGUGGAACCUUGAAUCCAGCAGCGACGCCUGUCUUGCUGGAGAGCACUCGGCGUCACAGGAGCAAUUGGAGAACGGAGGUGAGACACCCAAUGGAUGCGCCAUCCACGUCUUCAUACUCUCAAUCAUCAGGAGAAGAAAGUGGGCAACGUGUGGUUCGUCCAGCUUCAAGUUCUCAGAACCAGAAGCUUGUGGCAAAGGUGUCCGAUGAGGUGGUGUUGGAGGGCGGCUCCUUCAAGCAGAUGUCCGGAAAACUGGUCUUCUGUCUUUGAGUGAUGUCCUGCAGUGGAUGUCUCUUCGCUUCAGUCGAGAUGUCGACUGCACGUUCGGACGGACGGACAGCGGUACCCGCCGGGCAUAGGGGAACCGUUUCCUCGGCAUGGCGGUGCCGUCUCCAGUCCAAUGGGUUUGCCGUGUGGUCAAGCCAUUCCGUUCGAUAGGAUUUCCCUUUGACAGCAGGCCCAAAAAGUCGGUUGACCGACAGGUGCUGCAUGGACUCGCGCUGAGCAAAGGUUUGUGACCCUUGUUUUGUUUCAGGCUCCCC